Messenger RNA from Plasmodium gallinaceum, 3546 nucleotides. RefSeq names its product diacylglycerol kinase, putative (gene DGK1). Gene Ontology annotation, molecular function: ATP-dependent diacylglycerol kinase activity. The transcript is spliced from 2 exons. The record is from RefSeq and is a predicted model, not a curated record. NCBI's taxonomy places the organism in Eukaryota, Apicomplexa, Aconoidasida, Haemosporida, Plasmodiidae. The coding region runs from base 1 to 3546 and encodes 1181 amino acids.
AUGGAAGAUUUCGUAUAUAUUGACAAAAAUGUUUAUCUAAAUAUUUUAAUAUUAUUUUUAAAAAAAUUAAAAGAUUACUUAAUACAAAUUGGCAUUUUAAAAGUAAUAUUUUGUUUGUGUAUAAUAUUUUUAAGUAUUUUUUUUGCAAAGAGAAAAAAUAAAAAGAAGAAGAAAAUUAAUAUUUAUUUACAAUUGAUUAAAAAAAAGAAUAAAAACAUAGGAUUUUUAAAUAAUACAAAAUACUACUUGACUAAUAAAGAGACAUCAAAUAAAUAUUUUUCAAAGUCUUGUGAAGAUAAAAAAAUAGAAGACACAAAAAACGGGUUUUAUUAUUUAACAUAUAGCUCACAUAUAUUUUAUUUAAAAACAAUAAAUAGAAUAGAGUUAUGUAAUGUAUGUGAAGAAAAUAUAUAUUCAUUUAUUUUUCAUAAAAAAAAUAUUUUUGAAUGUGUUAUUUGUAGAAACCAAUGUCAUAUAGAAUGUGCACCCAAUUCUAAUUUAAUGAGCUGUAAAACGAGUGUAUUUUUUAAAAAUAAACACAAGUUUAUAAAACUAAGAAAUUAUUCAUGGAAUAAUAAAUGUGAUAUUUGCAACAAAAAAUUUUAUUUUUUUUCUUUUCAUGCGCUUGUGAAACAAUAUGUGUAUAAAUGUAUUUGGUGUAAUAAAUAUUUUCAUUUAAAGUGUUUAACUAAGAAUUUUGCCAAAAAAAAGACAAAAAAUGAAAAGAAUAACAAAAAUAUAUGUACAUAUGGUAAUAAUAAAUAUAUAUUGUACCCAUAUCAACUAUCAGUUAAGGAAAAUGUUUUAAUAGAUUAUUUAGUAAAUUUUUACAAUAAAAUAAAUGAAUUGAAAAUUAAAAAUGAUGAUUUAGUUUUAAAUUAUACUAUAAAUGAUUUUAAUAAGUUUCAUAAAAACAAAAAAAAUAUAUUUGAAAACAUAGUACAAUCUUCAAACAAGAAAAGAAAUAUAAACGAACUGUUAUGUUUUGAUUAUAUAAAUAAUUUAAAUUUUUUUCUACAUACUAAGAAUAAAAAAAAAUAUAUAGUUUCAGUUAAUCUUAACUUUUUACUAAAUUUUUUUCCUAUUCAUAUACCAAUUUACAAAAUAAAUAGUAACAAAAAAUUUCUUUUAAUAUUUGUAAACGUAAAAAGUGGAGGUCAAAUAGGAAAAAAUUUAUACCAAGAAUUAUUAAUGUAUUUUAAUCCUAUACAAAUAAUAAAUAUAAUAAAUAAAAAAAAUGUUUUAAAUGUGCUAAAUAUAUUUAAAGAGAUGUUUUAUUUAAAAAAAAUUAUUCUACUUAUAUGUGGAGGUGAUGGAACUAUAAGCAUUUUUAUUGAUACCUUAAUAAAUUUUUUUUUAGAGGAAGAAAUGUCUUUAUUUAAAGAAAAAAAUAAAGAAAUUAAAAUUAAAUGUGAAAAUUUUACUAAUGUAACAGAAAAAAUUAAAGGUAAUAAAGACAUGCUAAGAAACAAGCAAAACAGUAACGAAAGUAUUCAAUUAAAUGAAUCUUUCAAAAAUUCCAUAAAAGAAAAUAGCGAAAUUGAUGCCAAUAAUAACACACAUAAAGAAAAUAUAAAUACAUAUGUUAAUAUUGAUCAAAAUAAAAGAAGGAUGGAAAACUGUAAUAUUCACGAAAAAUAUAUAAAUGGAAAAAUAAAUGAUAUUAUUAACACGCCUACUAUUGCUAAUAAUAAUAAUAAUAAUAAUAAAAGUGAUGUUCAUGAUAAUAAUGCUAAUUUUAAUUUAAAAAAGAAUGUUAUUAAAAAUAUUAAGUAUGGAUAUAAUCUUAAAAAAUUUAAUUUUUUUGAAAAUAAAAAUGUAGAAGCACCUUAUGAUGAUUCUGUUGAAAAAAAUUUUCAGAAUGAGCAUUCAUUGGAACAUGAGUCGAAGAAAAAUGAUAAUUUUAUGUACAAUCAUAAAGUAGAAAAGUUAGAAAAUUCCUAUAUAUCUUCUAUAUCUGUAGAAAAUGAAAAAAGAUAUAACAAUACAUAUAGUGAUUAUAGUAAUAGUUCAUCAAAUAAUUCAAAUAUGAAAAAAACUCUAAAUAAUAAUACAUCUGUAUUAUGUAAAAAGAAAAAAAAAAAGAAUAAGAAAGCUAACAUAGAAAGUGAUACGAGACAAAAAAAUUUUUUAAAUAAAAAUAUAAAUAAAACUAAAAAUGAUUUGAAUAAAGAAUAUAACAGUUUAAAUAAAUUUAGUAACGGAAAAUAUAAUAGUGUUAAAGGUGAUAAGAUAAUUAAAAAUAAUGAUAAUAAGAAAGAUAUUAAUAAUAGUAGUAAUAACGAUAAAAGUAAUGAUAUUAAAUGUGAAAAAAAUAAAGUUUAUAUCAGUGAUAAUAACAACAUGAGUGUUAUUCAAAAUGAUAAAGAAUUAAAAAAAGGAAGUAAAAAUUAUUUAUUAGAUUCUUACAUUUCUACAACACCAAUAUGCAUAAUGCCAUUAGGUACUGGCAAUGAUUUGAGCGUAAGUUUGGGAUGGGGGAUUGAAUAUAAUAGUGAUUUGUUUUUUUAUUUAAAUAAAAUAAAAUUUAGUAGGAAUGAAUUAGUUGAUGUAUGGAAUAUGAAAGGAUAUGAUUUAAAUAAUAAUUUAAUUUUAAAUAAUAGCUUCAUUAAUUAUUGUGAUAUUGGGAUUAUAGCUAGAUUAGCAUUACAUUUUGAUAACUUAAGAAGAAAUUUUCCUCACUUUUUUAAUAGCAGAAUAGGAAACAAAAUUUUAUAUGGUGAAGUAGGUUUCAGAGAUAUUUGUUUUAAUACAUAUAAGUAUAAACUAAAUAAAAAUAUAAAAAUAUACUGUGACGGUAAAAAGGUAAAUUUAGAUGAAAACUUAGAAGGUGUGUGUAUAAUAAAUAUACCAUAUUUUUUAGGAGGAAUAAAAAUAUGGAAAGAUGAUGAACUAGAAAAAAAUUAUUAUUCAGAUAUUGAAAGUGAAAAAAAAAAAAAAAAGCUAUUUAAAAAAGAUGAUAAAUCAUCGACAGAUUACUUUAAUAACAGUAAUGAUGGUCGUUCAAGCAGUAGUGAUUUAUUUCAAGGAUGCGAUGAAAUUUAUAAUAAAUUAAAUGCUAAUAAAAUUAAUAAAAAAAAAAAAAAAAAUACCCAGAAAACAUGUGAAUAUAAAUGUAAUAAUGAAAAUACAUGUUCUAAACUAAAGAAAGACGAAAUUAUUAAUAAAGAUGAAAAGAAAUUUAAAAAUAACAAAAAUGAUAACAUUUAUGAUCACGGAAACAUAUAUAAAUCAUAUAGAUUAGAUUUUUAUAAACAAAAGAAAGUGCAACAAAAAUAUCGUAAACAAAAAAUUAAUGAUAAAAUUAUUGAAGUUAUUGGAUUUAGAAAUAUUUUCCAUUUAGUUCAAGUACAAAUAGGGAUAUCUAAACCAAUCAAAUUAUGCCAGGGAAGUGAUAUAGUAGUUAAAAUAAAUAGAAAGUUUAUUCAAAAUAAAAAUAAAAUAUACUUCCAAUAUGAUGGAGAACCCGGAAUUCUAAAUAUGCAUAAAUUACAUUUUACUCACAAAUGCCAAUGCUUGUUUUUGUCACCAAAGGAUAUAAUAUGA